This is a messenger RNA of Amphibalanus amphitrite, 675 nucleotides long. RefSeq names its product glutamate receptor 3-like. The record is from RefSeq and is a predicted model, not a curated record. The transcript has 3 exons. Gene Ontology annotation, cellular component: membrane. Gene Ontology annotation, molecular function: ligand-gated monoatomic ion channel activity. Bases 1 to 675 code for a protein of 224 amino acids. Lineage: Eukaryota; Metazoa; Arthropoda; Thecostraca; Balanomorpha; Balanidae.
AUGACGACACAGUCUGACAUCCACACACUGGCCACCUUCAUGACUCUGGUGAGCCAGGGUUGGGCCAGCACGCCCCGCUCGCUGUCCGGCCGCACGGUCACCCUCUCCAGCUGGGUGCUCGGCAUGCUCAUCUACUUCAACUACACGGCCAACUUGAUCUCGCACCUGACCGUCACCACUGUGGGCCGGCCCAUCAGCAGUCUGAGGGAGUUCUCCGAACAGCCCGGCUGGCUGUUCUCGAUCGAGCCCGGUAUGGGAGUUCUGAACGACAUGGCAGUCACCGGCCGCGGCCACAUUCGGCUCGACGUGGCCACCACGGCCCGCCGCUCGCUCCAGCCGCGCGUCCUCACCUACAUCGACGUGCGCCGCAUGUUCUUCGCGCUCGGCUCGGACGCGUGCGCGCUGGUGCCGCUGCUUGACCAGCUGCCCAGGAAGUCCAACGACUACAUGGUGAUGGCCAAGGGCAGGACGGAGCUGCUGGAUGCCAUCAACAGGGUGAUGCAGGUGCUGAACCAGGCCGGCACCGUGUCGCGCCUCAAGAGGAAGUGGCUGAACGCCGGCCAGGGACUGUGCACCGUCUCCAGCGCCUUCAAGGAGAUGUCACUGGAAGAUGUGACGGCAGUGUUGUUCAUUGUUCCGUUGGCUGCCGGAUAUGACUAUGAAUAUGCCAACUAG